AUGAGGGCAGGGGGCGGCAAGGCCUACGGCGAGGAGAAGUGCCUGAAGCUGAGCUCCCAGGAAGCUCUCACCAAUGCGGACACCUACAUGCUGGCGGUGAGGAGCCUGUCCCAAGCGCAAGAUGCCAGCUGGACGGAUGAAGCUUCCCGCCUGGCGCGCAUCGAGGAGUUGAAGAAGCAGAUCUUUGAGUUGGUUGGCCUGGGUCAGGUCAAGGCUUCUAUGAGGCAACUCCUGGACUUGGUGGAGUUCGGAAAGAUGCGGGAGAAGCGUGGGCUUCAGGGCUUCUCUGCGCAGAGCGCUUUGGCGUUGGGGCGGGGGAGGGGCAGCCGCCGAAUGGCAGAGACGGAGCUGCGGCUGUGGAUUUGUGGUCUCAGCGGGGAGGACGAGUCACAAGUCACCAGCCCGGACGGCUUUCGGCUGUCUGUGCCCAGCUGCGCCUUGGGCCUGGACGUGGCGCAGGCGGUCCAAACGCACCUUGGGCCGAGGCCCGGGGGUGUGCUGCGCCUCGUGCACGGAGGAUUCCAACUGGAGCUUGAGAGCAGCUUGUGCCAGCAGGAUGUGCAGGACGAGUCCACGAUCCAGUGCAUCUAUGUGCCCACCAAGUUGCUGAGUGCAUACGAGACUUUGAAUUCGAGGUCUGAAGAUGUGGAUUUGCUGGAGGGCAUCAUCGAGAUUUGCGCAGACUUUGUCCCGAAGAAUCUGCACAGCGGCCUGCUGAGUUUAAGUUUGGGCGAUAGUGUGCCGGGCUUCGCCGGCUUGGCGCUACCGGAGAAGUUGCAGCACUUGACCCUGGGCCACGCCUUCAAUGAGAGCCUGGAAGGAGUCACCCUGCCCUGCGGGCUCCAAAGCCUCACCUUCGGAUAUGCCUGGGACAAGGAGUUGCAGAAGGUGACUUUUCCCGAAGGCCUGCAGAUCUUGAGCUUCGGCUCCAGCUUCAACCGACGCCUGCAGGGCGUGAAGUUUCCUGCAGCCUUGCGCGACCUCAGCUUCGGCCUAAGCUUCGACCAGAACAUGGAAGGUGUUGCCCUCCCGGACAGCUUGCAGAGCCUUACCUUCGGCUUUCACUUCAACCGCAGCCUGCAGAACCUGGUCUUGCCCUGCCUGCAGGUGUUGGUCUUCGGGCGCAGCUUUAACCAGCCUUUGGAGAACCUGCCGGUCAGCUUGCAAAGCUUGGCGUUUGGCGAGAAGUUCGACCAGAGCUUGGUAUCUGUUGGGCUCCGAAGCUUGCAAAGCCUCAGCCUCGGCAGAAGCUUCAGGCAAGGCUUGCAAGGUGUCGAGCUGAAUCGCCUGCAGAGUCUUACCCUGGCAUGCAGCUGGAAGCUGAACCUCACUGGUGUGACGCUGCCCGCGCUGCGGGCUCUUGCUUUCGGGCCCAAGUUCAACGAGUCGCUGGACGCCCUGCCCAGGACCCUGCAACAUCUGAGCUUCGGGGACGAGUUCAACCAGAGCUUGCGAGGCGUGACGUUGCCCCCGUUGCGCAGCUUGUCCUUCGGCAGAAACUUCUCGCAGAGCUUAUGCGAGCUGCCGGACUUACAAGUCCUUGCUCUAGGAUCCUGCAAGCCUGUCGCGUUUCCCCGUGGCCUCAAGAAGCUGACCUUCGGCGACAAGUUCGACGGGAGCUUGCAGGGCAUGGAGCUUCCCGUGGGCCUCUCGCACUUGACCUUCGGUGACGCCUUCAAUCAGAGCCUGGAAGGAGUGAUGCUGCCACGCCUGCAGAGCUUGACUUUUGGAUCCAGCUUCAAUCAGCCCUUGCAAGGAGUGAGGUUUCCGGAGACCCUGCAGAGCCUGACCUUCGGCCUCAGCUAUGACCAGGCCAUGGAAGGUGUCACUCUGCCGCCAAGCCUUCAGAGCCUCACGUUCGGCUUUCGUUUCAACCGCAGCAUCCAGAACUUUCGGGUGCCUAUGCACCUGAAGAGUCUUACCUUCGGCUGGAGCUUUGACGAAAGCUUGGGCACUCUCCCAGAGAGUCUGCAGAGACUGCACCUCGGUGGAGGCUAUCGACAGCGCACGGAGAUUCUGACGCUCCCAGCCGGGCUGAAGAGUUUGACGCUCGACCGGCCAUUUGAUCAGCAGCUUGGUGACUUACUUCGCAGCAAGCUGACCAGCUUGGUGAGGUUGGCAUUCAAGGAUUUGGCUGUCAGUUGUACAGAAUAG
Effrenium voratum is the source of this 2154-nucleotide messenger RNA. The record is from the annotation of a GenBank genome assembly. Lineage: Eukaryota; Dinophyceae; Suessiales; Symbiodiniaceae.